Molecule: messenger RNA, 3943 nt
Organism: Carassius gibelio (silver crucian carp)
Lineage: Eukaryota; Metazoa; Chordata; Actinopteri; Cypriniformes; Cyprinidae
Product: E3 ubiquitin-protein ligase DTX4
Exons: 9
Coding region: 348-2501 (717 amino acids)
Biological process (GO): protein ubiquitination; Notch signaling pathway
Cellular component (GO): nucleoplasm
Molecular function (GO): ubiquitin protein ligase activity; zinc ion binding
Source: RefSeq, a predicted model, not a curated record
GAAGGGUCGACUGCUCCUUCUCCUUCUCCUGCUAAGGCCUUAGAUGUGUCACAAAAUGCACGCCAUACACAAACCACAAGUGGUUCACCAGAGUUCGUCUUCUCGAAGUCUACAUGAUUUUCGAUAAGUCGCACCCCGUCUCUCAGGGAACUAUAAAGAAGAAGCACCACAAACAGAGGAAGAGUCAACGCCGAAUGUGUAGAAUAAGGAAGAAGACUACUGCUCCGUUGAGUAUUUGUUGACACUCGCAAGGAGUUGGGAUCUUGUCUCUCGCGGCCAGCCAUGGAAGUGACAGGGAGAUUUCUGUCCUGAUGCUGCGAUCUCACGCCUAAGCGUUCCUUACACAAAUGGACACGACGUUACUGGCCUCCGCCGUGAUCGUGUGGGAAUGGCUGAACGAGCACGGGCGCUGGCGGCCGUACAGCCCGGCCGUGUCUCACCACAUCGAGGAGGUGAUGAGAAGCGAUCCCCGCGGCGGCAGCGUCGUUUUAGGCCGAGCUGACAGCCGCCUGUCGCCCUACAUCAUCGAUCUUCACUCCAUGCGUCAGUUCAGACAGGACACCGGUACGUUAAGACAAGUGCGACGGAGUUUCUAUGACCCCACCUCAGCACCAGGCCAAGGCUGGAUAUGGGAGUGGGAAAAUGACGCAGGUUCUUGGACGACCUAUGACAUGGAGGUUAUCAUUGCCUUGCAAGCGGCGUGGGACCGACAGCAACCCUGGCUGGACCUGACAUCGAUUGGCUUUUGCUACUUUGUGGACUUCCAGACCAUGACCCAGAUUAACAGGCAAACACAGCAGCAGAGGCGUUUGCAGAGACGCUCAGAUAGGGUUUACCCACUGGUCUCAGGGCCACUGCCUAAAACCUCACAGGCUUGGGGUACAGGCUCAGGAACUGGAGGCAUGAAUAGAGGAGUUACAUCAGGAGGGGGCACAUCCGGGGCACAUCUUGGGGUUGGUGUAUCUGGUUCUACUUUGAGUAGAAAAGGAAGUGCGGUAUACCCAAACGGGAUGCUUUCGAUAUCAUCUCUCAAUCCCACUGGACAGCCAUGUGCCUGCCAGCAGUGCAUGCUGGUGUUGAGUGUAAAGGCAAAUGGAACCUCAUCACAGACACUGGGACGUGCAACAAAGCCAAACAGUCCUAAAUUCAAUUUUGGGACACUUCCAUCCUCUUCUUCAUCCAUGUCUGUUUUAAACUCGUAUUCUCAUACACUACCACGGGGCACAUCUUUAAAAUGCUCGCUCUCAGAAGAAGCCAAGAAUUCUGCUUUUGAUCAGUCAUUGUCUCUUCUCAUGUCAGAUACUGCCAAUCUCUCAAUCUCCUCUAGCCGUUCACCGCCUCUAACUCUGCCAUCGUCGAAUCCGCAGCCUUCAUCUGUCCCAAGCUCUUCGUCUUCAGCAACCUUUGUGGCUACAGCCAUGCUUAUUAACACAUCAGCCAUUCCCACAUCAUCCACAGCAUCUUCAACAACGUUGCCCACUCAACGCUCCGCUGCGUGUACUGCCCCUUUACCAACUCGUGCCAGUCUGACAGGGCUCAGUCAGCCUGCUUUGCACAGAAUUGCCAUGGCACAGUCACGGGCCCUGAUUGCCUCUGGGGUACCGACAGUACCAGUGAAGAAUCUCAAUGGCUCCAGCCCUAUCCAUCCGGCUUUAGCUGGUAUUACAGGUAUUCUGAUGAGUGCAGCAGGAUUACCUGUAUGUUUGACCCGUCCACCAAAACUAGUUCUGCAUCCCCCACCUGUCAGCAAGGGUGACAUCAAACCAAUUCCUGGCAUUGGGCACUGUUACCGAAAGACCACCAAGAAACAAGCACGCAAAGGUAGAACACCUGAGGAAGUGGUAAAAAGGUACUUACAGAAGGUCAGGAAUCCACCAGAAGAAGAUUGUACUAUCUGUAUGGAGGCUCUGGGGGGACCCUCAGGGUAUAAGGGUCCAGGUGAGUCUGUUGGACGACUGGCACAGUGUGGGCAUCUUUAUCACUUGCAGUGCCUAGUGGCCAUGUACAACAAUGGCAACAAAGAUGGCAGCCUGCAGUGUCCCACAUGCAAGACAAUAAAUGGAGUAAAGACGGGCAACCAGCCGCCCGGUAAAAUGGAGUACCAUGUCAUCCCACACUCACUUCCAGGACACCCAGACUGCAAAACCAUUCGCAUCAUAUAUAACAUACCGCCCGGGAUACAGGGUCCUGAGCAUCCAAAUCCGGGGAAGUCUUUUACUGCAAGAGGAUUUCCCCGUCACUGCUAUCUCCCAGACAAUGAAAAAGGACGCAAGGUGUUAAGGCUGUUAUUGGUGGCGUGGGAUCGACGGCUGAUCUUCUCAGUGGGCACCUCCAGCACCACGGGAGAAUCAGACACUGUCAUCUGGAACGAGAUCCAUCACAAGACAGAAUUUGGCUCCAAUCUCACUGGACAUGGCUAUCCAGACUCUGGCUAUAUCGACAAUGUACUGGAGGAGCUUAAAGCCCAGGGCAUCUCUGAAGAUGAGGAACAGCAACUGUGAACAGGACGGGACGUGUGAGAAACCAUAGGAAAAUGAGAACUACGAUGAAAACAGUGUGACUAAUUGGUACAAAUAACUAUGUAAAUGUGGAACAAGUAUGCAGGUAUCCCAUUCUGAAUACAAAUUUGGGGAUAUAGUAACACAACUAACAUGAGAAUGACAUUUGGUUAACGGUGAAAGGUAAGUUUGAAAGAAAAAUGAGAGAAAGGAAUGUGUGAAAAGUAAGAAUGGGAGGUGGAGGGGAUAUGAAAAAUAAGGCAAUAGAAAGACUAAGAAAAUGCAGGUUAUUGAAGCAGCCGACAUGGUUUAUCUGCUUAAAUGAUGUUGCGGUGUGAGUUUGUGUAAAACAUUUGUAAGUGGGGGUUUAUUUGGUCAACUCUGGUACCUCCAAAUGGAUAAUUUGCUCUGAAUCUGUUUCCUAGAGCUGAGAAGUAUAGUUAAGCGCAUAUGAAUGCUUGUAUAUUUUAAUUUGUAUCAUCAUACGACAUCAUUCCAUGUAUUCAGUCUUGUGUAUUGAGAACUUGUACUAUUUUUGUACGGAUGACAAUGUGUGCAUAAGAUUCAGUGUUUGGAUUAAUCAAAAUAGAGCAGCAUUUUAUUUUAUUUUUUUAUAUAUCAAAAUAGAAAUGAUUAUUAUAUCAUAGAAUAUCACAUUUUCACGGUACAGGAGAAGCUGAGAAGUGCUGCUUUACUCAACGUUCAGCAUUAAAUAUGUUCCGCUUUAAAACAGAAGAAAGCUAUGAGCCAAUGUAGCUAAUGAGAUGGGUAGUUUAAUUUAGUGAUAUUUUGCCAAAAUGAAUUUUGCAAACUCAAGGAUUUGCAUAAAAUAUGAUAUAGUUCCUUUUAACUGUUCUUUACUGUUCUUAUACCAUGUUUUAGGCCAGUGUUUUUGUUAGGUCAAUUCUUGACCUGUUUCAUAAUGAUCCACUUCUAAGAACGUGCCAUUGUUUGGUAUGUGUGUAUCUGUGCAUGUGUGAGCCCAUGCAUCAUGUGUAUGUUUGCAUUUGUGCUUGAUUUAAAUAUGAGUGUAUGCGAUGCAUCCACAACACAGAGGUACUGUUACUCAUCUGCAUAAUUGUCUUCAUGUAUUUCUGAUUGUAUUUCUCUUUCAUAUUGUCCUCUAUUUUCCUUGUUUACUAUGUUUUAAGAAUGUUUCAUAUUGAGAAAUUGUAGACUGUUUUUGGUUUAUUUUUGCCUGUCAAAUGCUAUUUUUGUUCAUGUGAAUCAUAGAGAUGUCUUAAGUUAUGGGGAAAAAAAGCUUUGAAAUCGACCAACUGCAUUAUGUUGAGUUUUGUAAUGUGUUAAGCAUUAAGAUAAAAUGUUCAAAUAAAAAUGUUGAAUAUUAUUGGAAGAAAAAAAAAAAAACAUUUUGACAAAUCAGGAGUCGAGCAUGAAAAUACCUGUAUAUGAAAAUGUAAAAUUAAAAACUAAAAAAACAGAAA